UGUGGAUGAUUUGUGUACUGCUCAAAAUCCACGCGCACUUUUCCAACCAAAACCAAACAGGCUGGCAGCACCGCGGGAGUCAGCUGAUUAUAAUAAUAAUAGUGUGGAAAUGAUCAAUGUCUCAGUGUUUCAUCAGUGGUAUCAAUGGAUUUUCAUGCAAAUAGAGCAUGGAAGACUUGGAACUUGAAAGACUUGAAAGCGCCACCACAACAACUAAAUACCAGCGGUGAGAUUACAAGGCGGGUUGUCCGAGGCUCCAUCGAGCUGGUCAUUCCCACAGCCAACUUCACACCAGAGGUGGUCGAGUCUUUGCCCGAAUUCCUGCUCCCAAGCGUCUGGGCGAAUGUGGCCGACGGACCCGUGCUAAAAAUAGUUCUCAACGCCGGCUAAAACAACGUCUAUAACCACACACAGUUCCACUGAGAUCUGUAUGGCAAGUUACUUAAGAUCUGCACAAACAGAAGCAAACCGCCAUCAAGAUGGAGGCUUUCGUUUGACACAAGCCAUUUGUCAACUCAUUAUUGGCCCUACUCUUUAAGUUUGCCAAUUUCGUCUUUUUUGGCGGGAGAUCACAACCCUGGCCGCAGCAUCCUGGUCCAUGCAUGGUCCAUGCCGUCGUCCUGUCAGUUGCACUAAUUAAACCGCAUUGCACUUCUCUCAGCAGGCCUUGCAGCGUCCUUUAUUGGUAAACGUAAGCGAAAAUACAAAAAAAAAACAACAAUAAUGUCCAGCAGCUUUUGGGUAUGAAGUAUCGAAUGUUCGAAUACUCUGUACAAAGAUCAGCUGCAUUUUAAGGAGUUUUGAGUACUUAAAUUCAUAAAAGUUUGUACGUACAAUUAAUUAUU
Drosophila pseudoobscura is the source of this 845-nucleotide messenger RNA. Its product is annotated as putative riboflavin kinase. The coding region runs from base 145 to 390 and encodes 81 amino acids. Gene Ontology annotation, molecular function: riboflavin kinase activity. The record is from RefSeq and is a predicted model, not a curated record. NCBI's taxonomy places the organism in Eukaryota, Metazoa, Arthropoda, Insecta, Diptera, Drosophilidae. The transcript is spliced from 2 exons. Gene Ontology annotation, biological process: riboflavin biosynthetic process.